CUCCUAUAAAACCCACAGUUAAGGGUAAAGGGAUUUUACAGGAGGAGGAGUCCGUUGCAUCACUAAAAGAGGCAUCCGCUCGAGAGUCACAACAAGUGACGCAGCAAGUUCGUACCGUACCACCCACUGGUCCUCCGAAGCCAGCGGGAAAAAAAGGCGGUGCUUUUGUGCCUCGGUACCGGUCGACGCUCGCAACAAUGGUUGAUAUGUCCGAUUUGACGGAUGGUGCUGCACGUGAAAUCGUUAUGGAUGAGAGUGUCUUCGGUAUUGAAUUCAAGUCACUUAUUACACUUGAUGACUUGGAGGAGAUUUUUAAGCAUGAUCAACUAGGCGUCAAUAACAUGCACUCAUACAUUCGGUUGUUGUAUGACAGAGUGUUGCGCGGGACUCCGUUGUCUAACAGAUUCCGUUUCGUGUCUUCCGCCCACUGCAGCGGAAUGGCAAUUGAUUCGGAACCGGAAUCAGUUAGACAGUGCUUAGUAGAUAGAUUCAUGUCCACCGGCAAUACAGAAUGUCUGCAUCUUUGGGCGUAUAAUACUCGACCAGUAGGAGCACACUGGUUGCUGCUUGCUAUCAACCCUAUAAGGGAAGUCGUGUAUUAUCUGAAUUCGGUAAAUGGUGAAUGGACCAAUUAUCCGGCCAUGAAGGACAUCGUUGAUUUAUCAAUACAAGUGUUCCGAAGUCAACGGGACGCACAGGUAUCCCGAACUAAAUCUAGCAACAUUACUUGGAUCCAAAAUAGAAUCUUCAAGAUUGAACUCAAUGUGAUGGAGCACGAGUUCCUUGCAACAGCAGCUAGCAAAGGUGAAUGUAUAUGGCAUUAUCGACUAGGCCAACUUAACUUCUAUGACAUCAGAGAGUUGAAAAGAAGAAAUAUGGUUUCAGGGUUACGAGAGAUCGAAAUUCCAAGAGAAGUGUGUGAGGAAUGUGUGAAGGCGAAGCAUUACAAGAACAUCUUCAACAAGGAUGCAGGAAGUAAGUCGAAGGCAAUCCUUGAAGUCAUAUACUCUAAUGUAUGUGGUCCAAUCCAGGUGGAUUCAAAUGGAGGUAACAAAUAUUUUGUUGCAUUCAUAGAUGAUUUAAGUUGA
Molecule: messenger RNA, 1088 nt
Organism: Vicia villosa (hairy vetch)
Lineage: Eukaryota; Viridiplantae; Streptophyta; Magnoliopsida; Fabales; Fabaceae
Exons: 6
Coding region: 198-1088 (296 amino acids)
Source: RefSeq, a predicted model, not a curated record